UGCAUGCAGAAAUACUAGAAAUACAGUUGAAGAAUGUCCGCCUCCUAGAUAAUUGCUCAAAUAUACCCCGAUUCUAAACGCAAACGAAACUUUGAAUCAAUUUUGGACAUUCGCACCAGGUUCCCUCUGCUGCUAAGGGCGAGGAACGCCUGCAUAAUACGAGACGCCGCUGUCCCGUUGUAAAAGGUGGUGGCCAGAUCGAACAGACCAUCGCCAUGUCUAACGAGCUACGCCUGCCAUUCUGCGGUCUCAUUGCCUUUUUACUUGUUGCUUGUACUAAAGGUGCUGAUGUUUGUAACAAUGACACUGUGGCGACAAACCAAAUAACACUGAACAUUGGAGAGUUGGGCAAAGUUAUUAGAAGCCCUGGAGAAGGGAUUCCGCAGCACUAUCGUGCAACGUGUGGUUGGCAAGUUACAGGCCCUGCGCACUCAGUCAUAUAUAUACGAGUGUUCCAAUUCAAAUGGUCUGUGUACACAAGUGGGGAUGAUUGUGAUAAAGAAAAUUUUAAAGUAUUUGACGGAUCUGAUACCAGUGCACCUCUCAUUGUUAAUUACUGCAAAAAUAAGCUACCUCCAAAAUCUGUAAUUUCUUUGUAUUCCACUGGCCCAAGCCUACGAGUCCAGCUAAAGACUUCUGAAAAUCCUGUCAAUACGUCAUUUAUUUUCAUUGUUGAGGCUCUCAAGGCUGAUGUCUGCAAAAAUAAUGAUAUUCGGAACCUACCAGAAGCCAGUAGAACUCUUGCCAACUUUUCCAGUCCUUACUUCUCUCAGCUUAAAAACUACCCUCGCAACUCACACUGCAGCUGGAAAUUAACAGCACCAGCAGGGAAUCUGAUCAAAUUGACAUUCAAGGAGGUCAAGGUUCGCUGCGACAGUGGUGUCAAUGUCUACGAUGAUGCUAUUGGGUCGGAUGAGAACAUGGUAGUGUCCCUCUGUCGCUAUAAUAGCCUGGAGCAGCGCACAUUCUACUCCACAGGUCAAACCCUGUUUGUCACUUUCAAGAGUAGCGAUAGCUUUGACACUGAUGAGGGGUUCUUAGCAUUCUAUCAAGCGAUCAGUCCAGGCGUAUCUUGUUCAUCAAGUAACUCUGAAGACUCUAAUAAGAACAUAAUCCUUGCUUCAAAAAGUGGAACCAUCACAUCUCCUGGCUUCCCCUCAUCUAUCCCUAAUAGCCCUCUUGAGUGCAUUUGGAAGGUGUCUGCCCCAGCUGGUCAGGUGAUCCGCUUUGAUAUGGAUUCUGUUGAUAUUGACUAUUUAAAAACAUGUCCAACAAAACUACAAGUGGUUACCGGGGGUUAUGGGAAUCUCUAUGACUUGGAAGAGCUAAGGUGUCAGAAAGUGCCAUCAUUUGUGACUUCGUCAGAUGGGAGGAAUGCAUGGGUCCGGUACGAGCAGGAUGCAGAUGUGACCAAAGAGCCGCGACCAGCAGGAUUCAGUGUGAGCUACACGUCAUUGCCUCUCACUAAGUCUGGCAGCUGUGGAAAUGACAGCACAAUUGAGCUCCAAGGAGAGGGUGCAUCAUUUCGUAGUCCCAACUAUCCUGAAAGAAGCCCUUCUAACAUGAGAUGUCGCUGGAAGAUCAUUGCACCAGAUGGCAUGAUUAUCCAGUUGAGGUUUCGCUCAUCCUGGAAGUCCAAAUGCAACAACGAAUGGUUUAAAAUCUAUGAUGGCGACUCUACCUCUAGCCCUGAGCUUAAAAAGGUCUGCUAUAUAGGACGGCUGAAACUCUACUCUACAAGUAAUAAAAUGUUAGUAGAACAACUUACUCGUGAGGACACCAAGGUCCAUGGCUUUGUUGCUACCUUCACUGCAGUCAGAGCAGCACCAAAGUCAUAUGCCUGUCCUAGCAUUCCGAAGCCAGGAGAGAUGAAGGGUAAGAUAGCAAGCCCAGAGUGGCCCCUCCCAUACCCCAAUCUUAGUCACUGUCGGAUAAGUAUAGAGGUUCCAUUUGGCCAUCAAGUAAAGCUGACCUUCACUGCAUUUAGUCUUGAGGACAGUCAAGGAUGCAAAAAGGAUUCUGUUAGGGUAGAAGGGCGGGAUAAAAACUUCUACUGGACCACGCUUGGUUUCCUAUGCGGAAAUCGUACCACUCCUUUCUCUCUCAAGUCAACCGAUAAUGAGAUGAUAGUCUGGUUUUCGUCUGACCUGACGGGACGGUCUGCAGGCUUUGAGGCUGAAUAUGAAGCAGUGCGUGAUACCUCAUUUGGUAACUGCACUGAACAGGGAAAGGACAACAUUAUCCCAGUCACCUCCACUGAGGCAGGAUCUAUUAGCUCCCCUCGCUUCCCUUUGCCCUUCCCCACCAACAUGAGGUGUACAUGGGUGAUCAGAGCCCCACCCGGAAAACACCUGCGACUCGCAUUCAGUGACUUUGAACUUGGAUUCUGCAAAGAUAACAGUGUGGUGAUCCGUGACGGGGACUCGAAUGGAAGGCUGUUGGGGGAAUUCUGCAGUAGAGACCAACCUCCGGUCUUCUUCUCCACUUCUCGUGAUCUUUGGGUCAACUUCCAGUCGAGUCCUGGAUCCAACCCUUUCAGAGGCUUUAAGGCACAUUACGAAGUAGUAUCUAAAUUACCUUUGACUGCAUCGUGUAACGACGCACAACGUGUUACCAAGAUUAAGGGCGAGACGGGCACGUUAGCCAGUUACGAGUACCCUCUGCAUUACCAGAACAACGUUGAGUGUGUUUGGAUCUUAACCUCUGGAAGCAGCAAGGUUAUCAAGUUGACAUUUGACACGUUUGACCUGGAGUCGAGCGCUAGCUGUACCGCUGAUUAUGUUGAAGUUCGUGAUGGCAACUUUGUUGGUGACGUCAUCGGUAGAUACUGCGGCCAGGGGGGGCCUGGGACCGUGACAUCCAGUGAAUCCUCCAUGUACAUCAAGUUCCAUAGCAACGGCAACGUCACGGCGACGGGUUUCAUGGCUACAUACACCAGCGCUUGGUCCACCCGAACAAUUGUAUUGAUUGCUGUAUUCAGCUGUGCGGGAGUAAUUGGCUUAAUAGCCGUGCUUGUUGCGUGUUUGAAAUACAAGCCGUGCUCAUCUACUGAUUCAGACGAGACUGGUGCAGAUGUUCCUCUCAACGACAAGGAGUGAAGGCCUUCUUGCUAUCACAAGCCAUUCCAUCUGACGACAAGGGGUGACCUUGCUAGCACAGUACAUUCCACACAAAAGUUUCGGGUAUUGAAUUCGCCAAUCAAAA
Messenger RNA from Nematostella vectensis (starlet sea anemone), 3204 nucleotides. RefSeq names its product cubilin. The record is from RefSeq and is a predicted model, not a curated record. The transcript is spliced from 12 exons. NCBI's taxonomy places the organism in Eukaryota, Metazoa, Cnidaria, Anthozoa, Actiniaria, Edwardsiidae. The coding region runs from base 216 to 3098 and encodes 960 amino acids.